AUGGCGGCUCGUGCCUGUGCCAACUUUGGCGUUCGGGACCUUCUUGUCGUUCAUGCGGCCAAGCUCGAGGCCGCUAUGGGGCGCGCGCGGCGUUCGGCGGAGAAGGCAAGGCAGCUUGGCAUCGACGGCACGACAGAGGCCACCAGUGACGGCAGUUGCCACUGCGCACUUGACCUUUCUGCAUGGAAGGGCUGUGAACGCCUGGCAACCAACGAGGGGGAAGAAGUUUUGCAGUCGGCCAAGCUAUAUGGCAACCUCAAGUCCGCCCUCGCUCACACAGGAUUGUCCGUGGCAUUCUCCGGUCGCCAAGGGCGUAACUUCCGUGAACCCACGUUGACACUCAAAAUGCUUGCCCAAAAACUGGCCUCGAAGCAGACUUGCGUAGUUUCGGCCUCGGCAAGUGCAGCACCUGACGAAGACCCGCAAGGACACUCCAAACAGGCCGCUCUUGUUUUCGGCUCGGAGGACGUUGGCCUUUCCACAGAGUCGGUGCUGAUGUGCACAGAUGUGUGCCGACUACAGACAGCGAACUGUCCAUCCUUGAACCUGUCACAUGCCGUGGCAGUGGUGCUGGCACGCAUUUUUGAGGAGGUGCAAGAAGAGCCUGUGGCUGCUAGCUCAAGCAGUGGUCAGGUGGCAGACUCUGCGAACAAAGUGAAGUACACGGAUGACGCAAUCUUGCCGGCGGCACCGCCAGUGUGGACGGCAGAGUGGUCAGAGCUGUGCCGAGCCCGCCUGGAGGCGCAAGGCUACCCCACAAAGGCUGAGCUUUGGCACGGUCGCGGGCGGAGGAAGUGUCUCUAUGCGUAUCGGCUGUUUCGCGUGGUCACAGAGUGUGCUCGGAGCCUGCAGCGCGCAAACGCGACGGAUGUGGAAGUCAAGGCAUGGACCAGCCUGGUGCAGAGCCUCUCGCAGGCCGAGCGCAGCCACGUCAUGGGGAGGUUCGGUUUUGCCUAUUCUACUCGUAUCUCUCUGGAGCGUGACUUCUGCGGAGCCACUGGAGGCGUUGUCGCCACUCGUGUCUCCUCGCGCUGGGUUUCGUUCUUGGACGCCUGUGUGCGAUUUGCAAGUACUCUGUCGGCCUCAGCUUGCGAGGCGAAUGCCAUCUCAAUCCGCAAGGAUUGCACUGGCGACACUGGAAGUGAAGUCUCAGCAAGUGCACCUCUGGAUCAAAGUUGUGGCACGGGCGCAUUGGCAAGCAGCCCCCGUUCCAAGGAGGCCAUGAGCAUUGAUGCCGAAGCCAAGCUGUCAAAGCAAGCAGAGGCUCUUCAAGCUAUGCAAGCUGACAUGAAGCAGCAGCAGGCUCUCUUGGACCGACGUGGAACAAGACUUCGAGAGGUCCUUGGGGAGCUUCAGUCGAAGGACUUGCAGAUCUUGGCCUUGCGUCAUCAGAUACGAAUCAAAGAUGCCUUGCUGGGGUGCCUUCAAGAUGAGGGACGACUCCGCUUUGAGACCCUGGACUCGGAGCUCGAGUCGCUCCUCGAGAAGGCCUUGACACCUUUGACGGCGAUUUUGACGCGCGAACAGAUGGCUCAUGCUGCGGCGGGUAAGGAGAGGACCAUGCCCUGUGGGAACGCGCUGCAGACUUGA
Messenger RNA from Symbiodinium pilosum, 1590 nucleotides. NCBI's taxonomy places the organism in Eukaryota, Dinophyceae, Suessiales, Symbiodiniaceae. The record is from the annotation of a GenBank genome assembly.